UCCGGAUCUCUUUGUUGUGGUUGCAGCUGCAGAUCUCCGCGCGCCGCUUCUCGCGUUGAAUCCGCUUCCUUACCGCGCGGAAAAGCGCCCCAGUGGUACCGCGUGCCUGGGACUCAGGACGGAGGAGGAUCUGUAGGUGUGCGACAGAUUCCAGCUGCGGUUGCGGAGAAAGAAGACGCGGAGUUUGCGUGCGGAGGACGGACGGAUGGCGAGGAUGCUGCCGCUGCUUCCACCCUGGACCAACCGGACCGCCUGCCAGGCUUCCUGAACACGGCAGUCCGCACGCGGCGCUCCGUCUGCUCCCCUCUCUCCCGGCUCUGAGCUCACCCUCUGCGGGACACAGCGCGAGGCAGUCGGACUGUUUUCUCGACUCAGUUCGGGAUUACGACAAAGUCUCGGGUCUUGUUUUUCCCCCUAAACACGAGUGGUUUGUGCACCGGUGUGUUAACGUUGAAUCGUCAUCAUCAUGGUGCUGUCGGGUCCCGGGGGGGCUGUCCGGUACCUGGUGUCCGCCUGCCUGCUGUCCCUGGUGCUGGACCUGCCGGAGGCUCGGGCUUCUUACCCCCCUCAGAGCGGAGAGUGCAAAGGCAAAGGGAAGGACUGCACAGAUCUAUCAGAGAAGAAGAGCGACCUGAGGGUCUGCGAUGACUCCACAUGCCGAUUCGGAGGCGUCUGCAGAGACGAUGGAGCUCAGCUCAAAUGUGUCUGCCAGUUCCAGUGCCACAAAAACUACGUCCCGGUGUGCGGCUCGAACGGAGACACCUACCAGAACGAGUGCUACAGGCGACAGGCGUCCUGCAAGCAGCAGAGACUCAUCUCCCGGGUGUCCGACGGGCCCUGCUCCGCCGAUCCAGGUUCUGGUUCUGGAGAUGGAGAAGAUGAUGAAGGUUCAGGCUCUGAAGUCGGGAAGAAGUUCACCAAGUGCAGCACAUGUAAAUAUGGAGCAGAGUGUGAUGAAGACUCAGAGGAUGUCUGGUGCAUAUGUAACAUCGACUGCAGUGGUCACAAUGAAAACCCGGUGUGCGGCACUGAUGGAAACUCCUACAACAACCCCUGUCUGGUCCGAGAGGCAUCGUGCAUGAAGCAGGAGCAAAUCGACGUCAAACACCUGGGCAGGUGCCUCGCUGAUAAAGAACGGGUGGGCAAGAAAGACGACAGCAGCCCUUUUAAAGUCAACAUUUUAGAAACCAAAGGUCUGGAUCAUGGAGAUGGAUUCUACGCUGGGAUGCCGAUCCCCUGUGCCGACAGCUACGCCGGCUUCUGUGUGCAUGGAAAGUGUGAGAUCAAAUACAACAUGGCCACCUGCAGGUGCGACGCAGGCUACAAAGGUCCUCAGUGUGAUGAGCCUCAGGACUUCAACAUCCUCUACGUGGUUCCCAGUGGACAGAAGCUGCACUACGUCCUCAUCGCCGCCAUCAUUGGUGCCGUCCAGAUUGCCAUCAUUGUUGCCGUGGUGAUGUGCAUCACAAGGAAAUGUCCAAAAAACAACAGAGGUCGUCGACAAAAACAAAACCUGGGACACUUUUCCUCGGACACUAAUUCCAGGAUGGUAUAGCCUGUUUCUUGCUGGUUGUUUUUGAUAAGUUUUUUCUUACAGCGUGGGAAUAACGAUUUUUAACAGUAGGUGUAGUAUUUUUUUUUUUUUUUUUUUUCUCUCUCUCUCUCUCCUGGGAAACCACUAAAAGAGGAAUUAGAAAAUAUUUAUUUAAGGGGCCUUAUUUCCCUCCUUUUGGUUCUGGAUGGAACAUUUUUAGCAAUUGUGAUUUUUUGUUUUUUUUUAAUGCAAAUCGGGAACAAGGAGCUGAAUGAACGCGACUCAACGUGAUGUCUGCCUGCUUUAUUAAAGCUUUUGUUGAAUGCUUUACAGUCUUUUCUGUAAACUUGCUAACAGAGUAAUGUCUGCCCCUCUGGAAUGUUAUUUAUUGGAUUUUUUUUCCUUCUUUUGUCCCUCUCUGCUUUGCUCUUUUACUAAUAAUGUGCAGCUGAUCACCAAAUGCAGUUUGUUUUUAAUGUUUUUGUCUUUUUCUGUAGGAGGUGAGAGGGAACCAGCCAGUGUGAUAGUUUACAUUAAUUCUUUGGUAUAAAGCUCCAUGUCAAGGUUUCACUGUGUUAAAACAUGCUAAUAAUUUAUUGUUAUGAUACUGAACAUUCUUUUUUUGAAAGUAGUUUUUACAUAAUAUUUUUACGUUAACUUUUAUCCCAAAUUCUAGUUCCUGUAUAUUAGCAUGACUUGUGAAAACUGUGUACUGUGGUGUAGUUUAAACUUUUUAAAAGGAAACGCUGUUGGCCUCGACACGUCCUCCAUCCUCAUUUUGUAGCGGUGGGAAAAUAAAACGUUGGACAAAUUUCAGACUAAAUUCGGAUGCCUAUCAACCGCUCGAGGAACCACAAAAAAACAUUUGUACAUGUUGUUAACGGCUUAGAGGCUGGAAUGUUUUUGCAUCUCCGUUGGUAAAUCUGAAGAUUGUAGAGGAAGGACUUUAGUCCAACUGCAAAUGGACGUCAAUUCUUCUUAAUUUCAUGAGAAAACUGGAAGUUGUUUGGAAGUCUGCGUUGCUGAGAUGGCUGUAGUUGAAGCUUUUCUUUGAAUGUGAGAAAAAACAUUUAGUCUUUUUCUGAUUUUACUUUCAGGGUUUCUCCUCUCCGGCACAUUCCAAGCACAUGGGAUCCCUCGAACUACACAUUCGUAAUCCUGUGAACAACACGUAAAACACACUUAACCGUACAGAGAGACUCCAUGUCCCUCUGGUAUGAACAUGUGAUUUGAUACAUGUCUUAAAGUUAGAAGUAGCGUGCAGCUGAUUCACUGUCAUUAAAGUCUUAUAGCGUAUUAAUGUGUUGAAGUCUGUCCAUGAAGAGGCUUUCACAUGAGGUGAGGCAUGCUGGACUGAGUGGAUGUGAGUGUGUGUUAGAAAGAGGAACACAGUCAUUUCCUUUCUUUAGUAAAUGACCCUCCAUGAUAAAAACUUCAGGUCUAACUGAAGCAACACAUACAGCGAGCUCUUCCAGAUCUCCUGCAGGUUGAGUAGGGAUUCAUCCUGAUGGAGAGAGUCUCAUGCAGCCAUCACGCUGUACAAUGUCUGCUAGUUUCUGCCUAAGUUUGAAGUAUUUUAACUUCAGUGCAGAUUUAUUCUCAAGUUAAGCAGCACAUAAACAUAAAAGGGCUCUGGAAGCCGAGCGUCCUAUGUGAAAGCCCCUUUCAGCAUCUGUGUGGGUCCACAUGACGUAAAUGUUGUCAUCUAGCCAAACGUGGCCCUGCCGAAGAUCACGUGGACUGUGCGCACAGCCAGCGAGGGGUCUGUGCAUGUGCCAGGAGAGCAAGCUGGAUGCUCGUUUCGUGCUCCGUCUGUAUUUCAUGUUUGUACUGUGUUCAGAAUUACGGUCCUGUUGUUGAUAAGCUGUUUCACUCACUGUUUUCUUUUCCAUGUUGUUCAGACAAUAAACAAAGCUCAAC
Messenger RNA from Melanotaenia boesemani (Boeseman's rainbowfish), 3454 nucleotides. It is a transcript of the gene tmeff1a, whose product is annotated as transmembrane protein with EGF-like and two follistatin-like domains 1a. Bases 467 to 1555 code for a protein of 362 amino acids. The record is from RefSeq and is a predicted model, not a curated record. Gene Ontology annotation, molecular function: protein binding. NCBI's taxonomy places the organism in Eukaryota, Metazoa, Chordata, Actinopteri, Atheriniformes, Melanotaeniidae. The transcript has 10 exons.